AUGACCUCCUUCUCCAGCAACAGCUUCAUGUCCUCUGCAUCUAUGGGCUCCUUUCGCCACAUGUCCAUGUCUAGUGGAGGUAGACACAUCAGCGCCAUGAGGGGCGGCAGCGUGUACGGGGGUGCAGGUGGGUCCGGGGUGCGCAUCUCCAGUGCCUCCAGCACCUUCUCUGCUGACAGUGAGUCUGGUGGCAGCUCCAACCUAGCCGACGCUGUCUACCUGAACGGAAAUAAGAAGGCCACCAUGCAGAAUCUGAAUGAUCGCCUAGCCUCCUACCUGGACAAGGUCCGCUCCCUAGAGAAGGCCAACGCUGAUCUGGAGGUGAAGAUCCACCAGACCCUGGAGAAAAAAGCCACACCUGAGACUCAUGACUGCACUGCCUUCAAAGUCGUCAUCAGCAAACUCCAAAACCAGAUCUUUGAUGCCACUCAUAUGAAUGGAGGAUUCUACCUGGCUAUUAACAAUGCUAAGUUGGCAGCAGAUGACUUUCAAGUCAAGUAUGAGAAUGAGCUGGCUAUGACGCAAUGUGUGGAGGCUGAUAUUGCUGGGCUGAGGCGGGUGAGGGAUGAGCUGACCAUUGGAGGAUCCAACCUGGAGAUGGCGGUUGAGGAGCUGAAGGAGGAGUUGGUCCACCUCAAGAAGAACCACAAGGAGGAGGUCAAGGCCCUUCGGGCGCAGGUGGUUAAUCAGACGGUCAACGUGGAGGUUGAUGCUGCCCCACAGGAAGACCUCACCAAAGUCAUGGCUGAGAUCCGUGAGCACUACAAUGCUGUUACUGCCAAGAACCAAAAAGAACUGGAGAGCUGGUUCAAUGCAAAGACAGAAGAAAUCCAGAAAACUGUCGCCUGCAGCACAGAGACCGUCCAAUCAUCCCAAUCUAAAAUCACUGAAGUUAAACGCAUAAUGCAAAGUCUAGAAAUCAAAUUCCAAUCUGAACUCAGCAUGAAAGCUUCCCUGGAGGGCACCCUGGCUGACACACAGAACCGCUAUGCCAAUAUGCUAUUGAGUUAUCAGAUGCAGGUGACCAGCUUAGAGGGCCAUCUUGGUCAGAUACGUGGUGACUUGGAGCGCCAGGGACAGGAAUAUCAGAUUCUGCUGGACAUCAAAACCAGGCUGGAGAUGGAGAUCACUGAGUACAGGAGACUGCUGGACGGAGAAAUGACAAGCAGUGUCUCGACAGCCACCAAAACACACAAGGUGGUGACUAUCAUCUUGGAAAGUGUUGACGGCAAGGUGAUCAGUGAGACCAAGACCAAGUGAGACAUCUUAAAACGGGGAAUUCACAGAACAGAACACGAUCCCGCUGAUUCCUACUGUCAACCUUUCUCAGAAGCUGUGAUUCAAUUGGGUUGUGUAAACUUGUAUCUUGGGAUUUAUAUAUGUCCUCUGAUACCUUCAGAGAGAUUUGUCAUUAAAA
Oncorhynchus tshawytscha (Chinook salmon) is the source of this 1417-nucleotide messenger RNA. RefSeq names its product keratin, type I cytoskeletal 50 kDa-like. Lineage: Eukaryota; Metazoa; Chordata; Actinopteri; Salmoniformes; Salmonidae. The record is from RefSeq and is a predicted model, not a curated record. Bases 1 to 1260 code for a protein of 419 amino acids. The transcript is spliced from 7 exons. Gene Ontology annotation, molecular function: structural molecule activity.